UCAGAAAAAAAAAAAAAAAAAAACAAUACAGCUUUUUUGCUCUGUGAUUUUGUUAGCUUCUGUUUGCAGUUUUUUGUCAAAUGAAAUGAUUUGUGCAGUUAUUGUGCACAGUGUGUUUGUUUCUGUAAGUUGUAUGCAUGUGUGCUUUGUACAUGGGUGUAAAGAUGAUCCAUUUUCUGCUGCGUGUGGUCUUUGUUAUAGGAGAGGGGCAUAAUAACCUCCAGAUCUUCCAGGGUUCAAAAAAUGAUCUGUCUAAUUCCUCUGCACUGUUCUUCUGUUGCUCUUUUCAAGGUCCAGUUUGAAAAGGAAGAUUGAACAGGAAGGCUGAUGUUUCAUACCCUUGUCUUGCCCCUGAUUCUACCUGAAACUCAACUCUGAGAACACAUCAUGAUGGAAGGUGAUUCCAGACCUUGUCUUGACAUUUUAUGUGAAAAUGAAUGUGUAAAUGCAGAAAAGGAUACCAAAGCCUGUAAAUCAGAAGAAGAAUACUUUUACAGAGGGGGAAAAGUCUCAUGGGUAAACUUUCACCUGUCUGAGAUGCCAGGAUCCCAACCUUUUAUCAAAAGGGAUAAGUAUGAAGAUCUGAAAAACCUAACUGAGAAACAAAGCAAUCUUUCCAGAUGUUUAGGGUGCGUGAAUUUAUUUCAUUAUCCAGGUUGUGGUGGAACAACUUUAGCAAAGCAUGUUUUGUGGGAUUUGAGGAAAACAUUCAAGUGUGCCGUGCUUAGCAAUAACCUCGCUAAGGCAGUUACCAUUGCUGGUCAGGUGACAGACUUAUACAUGAAGGGCGAAAGGAAACAGACUGUACUCCUUUUAGUAGAUGAUUUGGAAGAAUAUGAAAAUAUUUACGAACUACGAAAGUGCAUCCUGGAUGAAAUCGAACAAAAAAACAUGAAUCCUAAAAGCCCAGUGGUUAUAAUAUUAAGCUGCAUAAGAUCUGAGAAUCCUCCAGAAAGCAUGAACACAGAGAGUGUGUGCAUAACCAACAAACUGUCAGAGAAAGAGCAAUCCUUAUUUGAGAAAAAAUUACAGGCAAUACAAGAAUCUCAUGCAAAUCACGAAACGUUCUAUGGUUUUCUGAUCAUGAAAAAUAAUUUUCAAGAAAGCUAUGUUAAAGAUGCCGUCCAUAAAACAUUCAAAGACCUACAAGUCAGCAGUAAAAAAGCAAAGCUAAUUUCCUUUCUAGCCUUGUUGAAUUCUUAUGUAUCCAAUUCUUCGCUGUUGGGGUCUGUUUGUGAGAGUUUUUUACGAUCUAAAGAUCCACUGCAUGGUAAUAAACCUUUGGAAGAACAGAUGAAUCCUUAUUCUGGUCUUUUAAUUUGUUUUACAAAUUCAGAGAAGACAAAGAGAGUUCGCUUGGCUCAUAAAAUGAUUGCCACUCAGUGUUGUGAAGAGCUGAAAACAAAACAACGAAGCAGAAGCAAGAUUACAAAAGACUUGCUCUCAUCUUUGUUUGUGAAGGAAAUGGAUGCUGAUAAUUUGCUUAUGCGUGACAUCCAAGAAAUGCUGAUCAGAAGGCAAAUAAGUACCAAGUUUUCUCAAUUGAUUGAGUACAUACAGGGGGUUGAGAGAAACAAUUACCAAUGUAUUGAGAUUUUGACCACAGCAGCAGAGUUGUUUGAAAAGAAUGCAGUUAUUCCUCAAGCUCUGGCAAGGUUUUAUUAUAUCAUAGAGAAAAACUUUCCAAAGGCAAUCGAAUGGGCAGAAAGGGCUAAAAAGAGAGCCGGAUAUAAUUCAUUUGUUGCUGACACUUUGGGACAGAUCUACAAAAAUCAAAUGCGCUCUAAAUGUAAACCAGAUCUUAGUCCUGAUGAGUUGGAUGAAUUUCUCCAAGUGGCGGAAAAAGCUAUUGGUGCAUUUCAGGAAGAACAAGAUUUAGCUAAUAAAGAAAGUCCAGCUGACUUAGAAAAUCAGUGGACUAGAAAAAGGCCAAUGAUUUAUAAUACCAGUGGGCUCUUUGGUGAGCUGGAAGUUGCUGGGUGUGUCUUUGACACUCUGUCCAUGUUGUACCCACUCAAAGAGGAAAUGAAGAAAUUCUUAAAAAAUGAUUUGCAAAUUGACAGCAUCUGUAUAAAAGAUUGUAACAAACGGUUCAUUAGAGUACUUAAGAGAAGGCCUUUUCUUUCCACACUAAAAGGCCGUGUUAAAAAGGUCUUUGUUUUCUAUGAGACCUAUCUCACUUACUCCAAACCAAACCAGAUGAAAGAUGAGAAAGAUUAUAUUACCAAAAAAGUGUCUGACUGUUUUCUGAAGUAUACAAGUUCAGAAUGUAGUGGUCAUGUAAAAACCAAAGCUGAGGACGAAAGAAAAUACUUAGAGACACAAAGAGCUGCAAGUUUUCCAGGGCUCCUUCACUGCCUCUGUGAGAGAAGAGACCCUGACACAAUGGAGAACAUUUACCAGAGUUGGCAAUGCAUUUACAAUUCAAGCACAAAAACUAAAGAAGAUGAAUUAAACUUUAUCUUGGCGAACUUUGUCCUUAACUGCAUCAACCCAGAGUCUGAGAAUAUUACAGAUCCCACAGUCCUGGAAGUUAUCCUGAAAGAUGUACUGAAAGAUGAAGAGGAAGAUAAACCUAAACCUUCAGCAGAGAUGUAUUUCCUAGCUUUGCUGCUGCUGUGGCCACAAGAAGGUACCGAGUCAUACGUGAAAAAAAUCUGGAAAGGUUUUGGAAACCACUAUGAAAACUAUCUUCGUUCAAGACUUAUUGUACCUCAUUUCUUCCUUGGACAGUCCUCAGGACUAAACAGAAUUGUUCACAAAUCUAAAAUCGAUACCUGCUUUGCUCAUUUUUCUGUACCAAUAAAUCAACUUUGGCAGAGUGGAGAAGUGUGGAAAAAUGACAAUGUCAAGAGUCUACUGCGUCGUGUAGAUGGCAGAACCGAGGGGCAUAAGGUGUUUGCUCAGUGCGGCAAUGUAAAAAUCAGAGUGCAGCCUGCUAACAGAGAAGACAUAAGAAGAGACAACAAAGUCUCUUUUUUUCUUGGGUUUACCAUUAAAGGGCCAGUAGCAUACGAUAUUCAAUACUAAUGGGGAACCCCUGUAGAGAGUAAGUGAAAUUGUUCAUGACAGAAAAGGCUUCAGUUGUUAGCUUCACACAGUGCUGACAUUAGGGGGGCCUAGCCUUGAGAUCAAUUCUUAUUCGUUAUUGAGCUAUUUACAAAGAAGAAGUUUAUUUAUAUAUUUUUAUGAAUUUCAGUUUGUAAAAUAAAAUGAAAUAAGUUAUACCAAUGUUCAAUAUGGUUGUGCUGAAUAACUGAAGCAAACUUAUUGAGGGCACUUUUUGUAUCAGGAGUUACCUCAUUCCUGAAUAGGGUUUGGGAUAUUAAUUUGACGUGUGUUCAUAUAAUGUGAGUCUUGAAAUGCAGACAUGCGUUUGUUAUUUAUAGAUGUUUUUUGUAUUUGAUAACCUAACAUUAAUUUAAAAAACUUUGAUGCCUCUGAUUAAUUUGUUUGUGUGAAUCAUUUCAAUCUAUAAACUUCAGU
This is a messenger RNA of Polyodon spathula (Mississippi paddlefish), 3486 nucleotides long. Its product is annotated as sterile alpha motif domain-containing protein 9-like. The record is from RefSeq and is a predicted model, not a curated record. The transcript is spliced from 2 exons. Gene Ontology annotation, cellular component: cytoplasm. The coding region runs from base 388 to 3030 and encodes 880 amino acids. Lineage: Eukaryota; Metazoa; Chordata; Actinopteri; Acipenseriformes; Polyodontidae.